Molecule: messenger RNA, 1277 nt
Organism: Aphidius gifuensis
Lineage: Eukaryota; Metazoa; Arthropoda; Insecta; Hymenoptera; Braconidae
Exons: 2
Coding region: 759-1181 (140 amino acids)
Source: RefSeq, a predicted model, not a curated record
AAUAAACAAAAAUAUAUUUAUGUUAGAAUAUUAUUCUUCAUAAUAAUAAAAUGUAUCGAUGAUUUAUUUAACCUGGUGAUAAAUUAAUUUUAAAAAAUAUUUACAUAAAUUUUUAGACAAAUCUUUAACAAGUUUGAAAUUAAAAAAAAAAAAAAGUAAUGAAUAAGAAUUUUUUUUAACGUUGAUAAGAAAUUAUUUAUCGAUCAAAAAGCGUAAAAGCUGCAAAAAAUAUUGUUAAAUGUAAAAUUAAACAUAAGUCUUUUCAACUCUAAUAAUUAAAAAAAAAAAAAAAUAUAUGACACUUGCGCGCUUCUGAUUCUACACGACGAUAUCCAAUUAAUUUACUCAAUAUAAAACUUAAAAAAAUAUUACAAUUCAAAACAUUAUUAUCAAAAAUAUAUGUAUAAAAAACAAAAAAAAUUCACCCAAGUAUAAUAAUAAUAAUUAAAGUUUAUUAUUAUUUAUAUACAAAUGAGAAAAAAAAAAAAAAAACAAGCAGUAACAAUUAUUUUUAAUAAUAGCAAUUAUUUCAAGAAAUAUUAUCAAUGCAAUUAAAUUUUGCAAAAUAAAAUUUUUCAUUGAAACGACAUUAAAAUAAAUAAAAAUAUUUUUAUUAUUUAAAUAAAAACAGAAAUAAUACGAGAUUGAUAAACAAGAAAAAAAUAUAAAAAAGAAUUUUGUCUUUUUGCUGAUGCAUUUAAAUGUAAAUUAAUUUUUUUUUUUCAUCAAUAAAGUACAGUUAUUAUCAAGUAAUAAUCAUGUCUCGUUUAUCAAUUUAUUUUCUUGUUGGAAUUGCAGCACUUGGUUUCAUUGGUAUUGCAGAAAGUACAGGAUCAUCAUGUAGAUUUUGUGUACAAGAUUUAAUUGACGCUUUGAAAUGUCAUAAGUACUGUAAUGUUCGAAAACUAUGUGAUUUAUUACAAAGAUAUAUGAGAUAUAAGGCAACAUUAACAGCCAGUGUGAUUGCGGAAAUAGUAAGAUUUUCUUGUUCAUCUGAUUGUGGAGAUGGUUUUGUAGCUACCACUGAUCUUAUCAGUCUUUGUAAUAUUUUGAUAGGCAGUGGUACACUUUUCUCAGGCGAGGUUUAUUUAAGUACCUGGUUGAACAUUUGUUAUAACAUUUGGACACGUAAUUUUAAUACGUGCCAUUCUAUUCUCAGCAUAUUUCCAUUAUUUGGUUAAUGGUAUAAUGAAUAUUUUUUUAAUAUUAAAAUAAUAUAUAUGUUUCUUUUUUCUAUCAAAGAAGAGACAGAAAAACUAUAUUGUGAAAAAGUAAUA